GGAAAAUAUAAUAAAUAUUAUUUAAAGAAAUAGGAAGCUGCCUUAAGCAGUCAGACCACUCAGUAUAGCUCAGCAUUGCCUAAACUGACUGGCAGUGGCUCCAAAGGGUUUCAGGCAGGGGUCUCUUCCAGCCCUAGCUGGAUAUGCUGGGGAUUGAACCUGGGACCUUCUGCAGUCAAAGCAGAUGCUCUCCUUUUGAGUGAUGGACUCAAUGUCAUAAUGCAGUGUUUUAGACACACUACGUCAAAAAAAAAAAGUCCCCUCCAAACACUCACCAAUUGCAUCCCACUAAGUUCGUCUACCAAUGUCAUGUUUCCAGACAUAAUCUUCUUCAGGGAAUCAUUGAACUCACUCAGCUGCUCAAGGGUUUCUUUCUUGGUCUCUUCAUACUCAUCUGCAUCCAGAUCAUCUCUGAAUAAGAGCAAGCACUGCGACUCAGCCAACAGGUUAACCACAGUAGGGCUCUACAUAGGAACAUAGGAAGGUGCCUUGUACCGAGUCAGACCAUUAGUCAAUCUAUUAUAUUCCAACAGCCAUCCCGCUUGUUAAUAGUGGGCUGCUUUCCCCAUCUCACAAAAUUAAUGAUGCCAGUAUUUUACUAUGCCACCCUGAAACAGUGUGGAGCUGCUCCUAGUCGGUGUAGGCAGUACUGAGCUACGUUAUCUGAGUAUCAGUUGCCACAGAACAGUAACAGGAGACAGCGAAUGCCCUCAUGUCCUGCUUGUGGGCUUCCCAAAAGGCAUCAGAUUGGACACCAAGGGAAACAGGAUACUGGACUAGAAAAGUCUUUGGUCUGAUCCAGCAGGGCUCUUCUUACAUUCUUAACAACAGCAACACAACAUACUGGCAUGUCACAUGAAGCACUGCCCUUGGAAGAUCCUUAAAGGAUGUUUGAAAAGGACAAAAUCCAAAUGAGUGCAUGCAUCACCCAGUAGUGUCUGGUGCCCAUUGGUACUGGAAGGCCAGAAGGCAGGGAGCCUAACAGUAGGUGGAACCAAGGUGAACUAAUUCUAGCUUUGUCCACAUUCUCCUCCGUCCUAAGUUCUACAAUGGCAAUACUGAGAUCAUGAAGGAUGAAGCUGGCAGGCAAUCCCGCCACCCACCCCCCGGACUAGUACUAUGUAAGAAGUCAAGGUAGGGUCUGACUAAGAGCAGGCUGACAUUAGUGGGACUGUGCCCCAUUAGCCCUGAUAGGCCAGCCUCCAAUGACAUCAUCCCGUCCAUCUACAAACAGCUAAAGACUGAAUGGAGAAAAAGAUGCCUGCCCUGCCCUACAUGGCGUUAACACAAAGAUUUUGUGACAGAUUAAUCAAUUUCAGUAUGGAAUUUAUUACCUACACUCCUCCAGAUCUUGCAAUUGCUGCAUUAGUCUAUCCAGUUGCUCUUCCAAGUUCUGUUUCAACUUACUGGUCUCAAUUGCUCCCCUUGAAGCCAUUUCAAAUUUUGUGCAUUACAGACCACCUGAAAGAGACAAGAAACGUACAUGUAGUGUGUGUUAUUUAAACUGCCAAUAUCAUAACGGUGUAAUACAAAUUGACGGUGCAACUGCAUUUGGAAUAUUGUAUGCAGUUCUGGUCACAAAGGAUAUUGUAGAGCUGGAGAAGGUUCAGAAAAGGGCAACAGAAAUGAUCAAGAGGAUGGAUUGACUCCACCCCCUAAAGAAAGAUUGCAGCAUUUGGGACUUUUUAGUUUAGAGAAAAGGCAAACAAGAGGUGAAAUGAUAUAAGUCAUGAUAUAAGAUAUAUUAUUCAUGGAAUGGAGAAAGUGCACAGUAAAACAUUUUUCUCCCGCUUUCAUAACACUAGAACUCAUGGGCUUCCAAUGAAUCUGAAUGUUGGAGGAUUCAGGAUAGAUAAAAGAAAGUACUUCUUCACACAGCACAUAGUUAAACUGUAGAACCCACUUCCACAGGAGGCAGUGAUAGCCACCAACCUGGAUGGCUUUAAAAGAGGAUUACACAUAUUCAUAGAGGGCAAGGCUAUCAAUAGCCACUAGUCACAAUGGCUAUAUUCUACCUCCACUAUCAGAGGUGUCAUGCCUUUGAAUAUCAAUUGCUGGGAAUCACAAGUGGGCAGAGUGCUAUUGGGCUUAUGUCCAGCUUGAAGGCUUUCAACAGACAUCUAUCUGAUUGGACACUGUGAAAACAGGCUGCUGGACUAGAUGAGCCAUUGAAUGAUCCAGCAGGCUUCUCUUAUGUUCUUAAAAGGAAAUAGCAGGCUAGUUAUACAGCGAAAGUGGCAUAAAAGAACUUUGCUCUAGUACAAAGGUAAAUGUUAUCUUCUUUAUUUAAACAUGCCCAUCCUGUUCGAGAGGCUCAAAGAAGAUAAUAUUGUAUUGGGGGAUUAUUGUAGCAUGAUUAACUCACCCUAGGAAGCAAAAUUAAUAAAAAAAAUUACCAGGAUGUUUGGUUUACUAGUUUCUAGUGCAAAAAUAUUUCACACCAAGGACCAAUAUGUUCAGGGAUGCCAUGUUUUUCCCCAGUUUAUAAAAUGUGUUUUAAAAUUAUAAAUAGAUUUUCUUCUAAUCAAAUAGGGGAGGGGACACUCAGCUAACUCUAGAAAACAGCCAGUUUGGCUCUGGAAGUCAGGGUAGAGUAGUGGUUAGAUGGCUGGCCCUUGGAGACCAGGGUUCAAAUCCCCAUUUGGCCACACAAACCCUAUCUGCUUUUUAAUGAAACAUUAGUCACAAAUCAGUGUACAAUAACAAAAACGGCAAAUCCAAAUGAUAUUUAAAAAACAUUAAACACAAGCAUACUUCAUAUAAGCAAAAAAAAAAAAAAAAAGCAAAAACCAACUCCAGUCAGACAGCUCAGCAUGCUAUCAACAAUGUAGAAUGUAAUCUCUGUAGUCUAAUUUACAUGAGCUGCUGAAAGCUACAGAGAAAAAAUAAAAAUAAAAGCCUUUGAGGCCCACCUAAAAACAUCAGUUCCUCUAUCAAUUCCCUGAUCCGCAAUUAAUUUGAGGAGGAAAAUGUUAGGAGGGGCCCAGCGACAAUAAACUGGGAGCCAGUCCCACUAACACUAAAUACCAUUUCUGACACGCCCCCCUCUCUUUUGUAGCUGGGGAUGAAGCCUCACCAAGGAAAAUUUGCGGCAAGCACACACACGCCGGACCUCUCCAGGGUGCUAAACCUUACCCCUAAAUGAGGAGUGGGAAGCCUCUGGCCCCCAGGAUGCUCACCAGCCGCACCCCCCCCCACUGACAUCGUACCCUCCUUGAGCCUUUUUGCAUGGCCGGAUUAUUCCCCUCCCUCCUCCAGUAAUCCCCCUUGCUUACCCGAAUGGAGAAAGGUGUGUGCACAAACUACCAGCCUACUGUACAAAGGCGAAAUUUACACUUCUUGCCCCGCCCACAGCUGGCAUGUUCCAAUCCCCCACCCCAGAAGGGAAUGGGCUGAAAAUGGCUCCCCGCCCCAGCCCAAACCAUUCAAAGCCCCCUCCCAGAUCCGCAGGCGGACUCCCUUCCUUAUAUACACCCACCCAGCCCACCAUCCCUAUUAUCCUUCUUCCACUAUUGGCUUCUCUUUUUACAUACCCCAGUUUAUCCCCGCAUGCCCCUUACCCCCAGAUAAUCCACACUCCUUCAGCCUUCUAGAAAACCGACAUUCCCAACUCCCCCAAUCACAUCCUUUCUUCAGGCAACGGGGUCCUCUAUUUCAAAAGCCAAACCCUUCCCACUUCCGGUUUCAAGAGUGUGUGCCGGGGGACCGUUCCUAGGGACGGACACGGCACCGCUUUCGGCGCCCGCGACCAAUAAGAAGCUUCCCCGUAGGUACUCGUGCAAUACUAUUCCCCCGCAGGCGGCCAAACCCGCACAGUUCGGUUCCGUCCCUAAAGCGUUGUUGGCCGGAAUCUGUCGGGGAAGAGGCGCCCUCCAAACUGGUAAGAGCCCAUUUAGGGGACCUUAUGGGCUCGUGAUAUGAGGAAUGGGUGUUGUUUUGGAUUAGUGCAGGGGUUUUUAAUGGCGACUGAUGAACCGGUGAGGGGACGGAGCUGUAGUGAAGUCAGGGGACCCUUGGAUGACCCCGGAGGCAAAAAGUAGUGCGGUGGUGAUAUAAGUUGAUAUUGUUCAUAUUUAGCGAGAUUGUCAGUGAUGGCGAAUGCCAAUUUUAACCUGCAUUCACGGGGGGUGUAUCCAGUCGAGAUAUACACGUGCAUGCAGCUGUAAAAGUGUGGUACCUUUUUUCAGAAAGGGCUAAAAUUAAGAAUGGGCAACUGAGGAUUCAUUUCUUAAAAUUAUGUGUGUGAUCUUCAGCCAUAGCACCCAGGACAGCUCAUGGAAUAAAACCAUAAAUUAUAAAUACAAGGGCAAAGGGCUGGAGAUAUGAAGAGGGAUUUCACCUGGUGCUAAAAAGAUGUUUAUCAUGGUAAAGAGGGGAAUGAGAGGAGAAAUAAUCGCCAUCCUCAAAUAUCUGAACGGCUGUCACAUGGAGGAUGGAGCAAGCUUGUUUUCUCCUGCUCCAAAGAGUAGGACUUGAACCAAUGGCUUCAAGUUACAAGAAAGAGGAUUCUAACUAACCAUCUGGAAGAACUUGGCAAGAGCUGGUUGACCCUGGCCAUGAGAAGUGGUGGACUCUCCUUUCUUGGAAGCUUUUAAACAGAGGUUGAAUGGCCAUUUGUCAUGUAUAAUCUAGCUGAAAUUCCUGCACUGAAGAGGGUUGAUGACCCUCGAGGUUCCUUCCAACUCUGUAGUUCUAUGAUUCUAUGCUGUUACCUGGUAGCCCUUCCAAAUGUAGGAACAUAGCAAGCUGCCUUAUAUUGGGUCAGGCUAUUGGCCCAUCUAGCUUGGUAUUGUCUGCACUCACUUGGCAGUAGCACUCCAGGGUUUGGGGCUGGAGUAUCUCCCAGCCCUAGCUGGGAAUUGACUCUAGGUCCUUCUUCAUGCAAAGCAGACACUCUACCACAGAGCUAUAGCACUUCCCUACAAUCAAGACUAUGGUGAAAUUUAGGUAAUGAGGGGGUGUUGUGGAUGGGAGGUGAGAGAUGUCUUCAUGUUGUAAGACAUAGAUAGAGGAAGUAUGUGCUUUAAGAUUUUGUAUGAACGUUUAAAAUAAAAAUAGUGCAUCCAAUCUGCUACUCCUGUAUGUGGCUCAGCAGGCUGCAGGAAGUCACUCUAAGGUGCAGAGGAGAGCACAAAAGUACUUUAGUGCCAGCCAGCUUGAAACUGCCUUGUGGUACAUUUGGCAGAAAAUCCAUUACAGUGGAAAUAGUGUAUAUGUGGGGUCAUUCUGUUGAUCUGCAGCCCACUUCUUCAUGAAGCCCCAUGAGGCUGCAUUUUCUCUGCAGGUGAAUAAUUGGUAUCAACUUCUCUGAAAGGCUGAGUGUAGGAGAGGUGCUUUUUUGGUUUUUUUAAAGCCAGCCACAUUCUUAUACCUUUUACAGCAGUGUGACAUGUAGACAUUUAGCAGGUGAAAGCUCUUCCUGGCAAAAAUUGAUAACCAAGUAAGUCCCACUCAGAGUAGAUCCACUGAAAUUAGUGGAACUACAUUACUCACAUUUUUAACUUAAAUGGCUCUACUCUGUGUACAGUCUACUCUGAGUAAGACUCUUUUUUUUUUUAGUAUUACCAUUAGUAUUAUAGUAGUUAUAUCCCAUCCUUUCUCCAAGGAAUUCAAAGUGGUGUACAUACUUCCUCCCCUUAAUUUAAGCCCCACAACAACUUUGUGAGGUGGGUUAGCGCUGAGAGGCAGUGACUGGCCCAAAGUCAUCCAGGGAACUUAAUGGCUGAGUGGGGAUUUGAACCCUGGUCUCCCUGGUCUCCAUCACUCUAACCACUACACCACACGGUUUGCCAAACUUUCCUGUAUUCAUAUCCCACCUUUCCUCCAAGGAACUCAGUGGUGGCAUACACAGUUCUCUCCCCCUUAACCAUUUUUUCCCUCGCAACACUCCUUUGAGGUAGGUUAGGCUGAGAGACUGUGACUGACCAAAGGCUUCAUGGCUGAGUGGGAAUUUGAACCCAGGUCCUCAUCUGACAUUCUAACCACUGCACCACACUGGCUGUGGACUUGCAUUGGAUACAAUGCACAGAGAAAAUCUGUAUGUUUGGGUUGCUGUUGGGGUAUGGUGCAUGGGAGUAUGUGUCAGCUACAUGGCCAAUCCUGCCCCUACUGAUGGAAGUUGUAGUUCAGCAACUUCUAGAAAAUCAUACAGGCUAGCCACCCCUAACAUACAGGAUCAAGGUGUGUGAUUAUAAAGGAACCCAAAGUCAGAAACAGCGAGAUGUUUUGCUUCUAUUUUGUCUAAGAGUCACUGGGCUGAGAUGAAUAGUUUAAGUGAAAUCUUAAUUUCCACCUUUUUAAGGCCCCUUGUGCUUAAUGAAGGUGAUUUCUGUAUAAGCAUGCUCAGGAUUUAUUUAAUUCCAUUUAUUAAUCACUUCCAAUAAAAUAUUUCAAAGCCAUUUCACAGUAAAAAGAUUGCACUGCAUGUUCUCUGGAAUAAUCAAAAGUCUUGGCCAGGAACUCUGACAUGAUCUAACUCUGAAUUGUUUAAUACUACUAGAUCAGAAUUGUAACUUUGCUUAAAUUCAUCCAUUCCUGAAGACAAAAUAGUUUUGAAAUUUUUUUAAGGGUUCCUAAAUACUUUCAAAUUCAUUGUGAAACAAAUGUGAGGUUUGAUAAUACCAGGGAGAUAGAGUUCUACAGGAGUUAGCUCCUCAUUCAUUGCUGAUCACUAGAUUGGCUGCUUUUUAAAAAGCAGAGUAAGAUCUACUUCCAAUCCAAACUUACUACAUAUUACUAAUUUCAAUACCACCUUCUUACUUUAUAUGUAACUCUGGUUUCCUCUUCACAACAGCUCAACCCUGCUGUACUGUAUAAAGGUAACAAUCCCAUCCAUUGCUCCAUCCACUUUUUUGCCAGUGCCUGUACACAUAUUUUGCCCCAGACCAUGUCCUUCAGUGGCACAUGGCCCCCAAAGCUUCCCCAGGGGAGAAUGUGGCUCUUUCCUUGGAAAAGUUUGACCACUGCUGCAGUAGGUGGAGAAACCCAGCCCCUGAUGUGUGGGGUAAUAAUAAAUAAUAAUAAUAAUAAUAAUAAUUAAUAAUAAGGUGGUGCCAGCUUUGUACUGUGGAGUCUGCUCACAUUAUGAAGAGAUCCGCUUAGAAGCCAUUUUGGCAUAUAAUUUAAUAAUCCAUUUGUGCAGCAAGCUAAACUCCACACACACAAGCACACACCCUAAAGCCAGGCCAUUAUCUGGAGAGUUAGAGCCUCCCUUCCCAGGAAUAUACAAUCUGACUAUUUUAACAAACUGGAAUUUUCAGAUCGCCUCUACACAGCUGCCUGUCCCUUCAGCCUGGCGGGGGGAAAAAGCUACCUGAAAUCUUUCUGCUGGAGAAGAAAGCACCCUCCUAAAAAUGUCCCCUUAAAGAUAAAAGCGGCUGACUUGAGAACAGGCUACUCCCCUCACUUUGAAACUGGAGCUCUGGAGCAUCGCCUUCUUCUGUCUCUUGUUCCAUACCCGUUCCCAUAGCAACCCUCUCCCAGUUAAUCUGCUGCGAGGAGCUUCUACAUUAAGUCAGGAGUACACAUACAAAAGGAGGAAAAGGCUUUGAGGGCUUACUGUUUUGCUCCCUUCCUACAAAAAAAGUAUCUGUGGAUUUUAAAAAAAUAUUAUUCUUUUUUUUUAAAUAGUAGAAUUUUCUACAAAAAUAUUUUGAAGGCCAACAGCCUCCCAGAGCUAUCUUUUAAAAAGAAUCCCGAAAGCCACAACUCCCCCACCUACUGCACCUCAAAAGGCCGCUUAAUGAAUAGUUAAUAUCUUUGGCUAUGAAUAUCCCCAGAUCUGAAGGUCUUCCCACUGUGUCUGCUGCAGAGAUCAGUCCGUUUCGAAAAGAGGGAAAUAACUGAAGGCAGUUUAGCAGGGCGCUCAUCGUGGUAGGGGCAGACGAAUCCAGCCCCUGGCAGAUUACAGGUCAGAUGUGCCACAGGCAGCCACACUCAGAGACUGGCUCGUAACAGAUCCCCGUCUUAGUCUCUUUGUUUAGUAUCAAGCCAGGAAAAACCACGUUCGCAAGCCAAAAUAGUCCCAGGACAGAGAAAAAUGCUAUAAAGGGGGGUGGGGGAGGAUGCCAUUAGAAGAAAAGAUAGCACACUUUUGAAUUUGCUGUGCAAGUGCAAAAUAUCAGGAAAGACCGAAAACAUUUCAGCUUUCUUUUCAUUUGUUAAAGCUACUAGUCCUCAUGAUAGUGAAAAAACAACCGUGUGUGUGUGCGCAUGUGAAAAGUCAAUCUUUUGUGUGCAUGCAUAAGGGUAAAUGCAACUUCCUUUUUCUCUUUUACCUAAAUAUUUGCUAAAACACCCAAAACGGAACACAUCAGCGUCUAAGCUUUUGGAUAGACUUGUUUAAAUAAGCAUGUUUUGAGCAGGCACUGAAAAGAGUACAGUGAAGGUGCCCGCCUGGUGUCAAUAGGCAAGGAGUUCCAAAGUAUAGGUGCCCCCACACUAAAAAAAAUAUGAUUUUUUUACAACUAUGAAACAAGUAUUAUGUGGUACCUGCAGCAGUGACAGUACCGCAGACUGAAGCAGUCAGGUCAGUGCAUAUGGGGUAAGAUGCUUCUGCAAGUAAACUGGCCCCAAGCUGUUAAGGGCUUCAUAUGCCAAUACAGUGGUACCUCGGGUUACAUACGCUUCAGGUUACAGACUCCGCUAGCCCAGAAAUAGUGCUUCAGGUUAAGAACUUUGCUUCAGGAUGAGAACAGAAAUUGUGCUCCGGCGGUGCGGCAGCAGCAGGAGGCCCCAUUAGCUAAAGUGGUGCUUCAGGUUAAGAACAGUUUCAGGUUAAGAACGGACCUCCAGAACAAAUUAAGUACUUAAGCCGAGGUACCACUGUAGUAACACCUUGAAUGUGGCCCAGUAACAAACAGACCACCAUUGCAGAUCUCUUAAAUCUCUGCUUUGUGCCUGCUGCAGUCUGAAUAGUUUCGACCCACAAAGUGGAUGCUAUUCAUGUUUAAACCAAAAACCUGCCAUGUAAAAUGAAAAAUAUGCAUUUAAUGUCACAGCCUAAUUUGACCUUAGCAUGUGGCCCUCCAGAUAUUAUAGGACUCCAGCUUCCACCAUCCCUGACUAUUGGCCAUGCUGAUGAGAGUUGUCACCCAAAAUAUCUGGAGGGCACUGAGUUGAAGAGGAAGGCUGUUUUAGCGCAAAGAGGAAGCAUGAUACCUACCGGUUGAUACUAGACUGCUCACCGAGAGAGCCACUGAUAAGUAAUAAAGCUCAGGGGUGGUUUUGGCCUAUGGAAGACACAACAGUCCAUUUGUUAGAAAAGGAGCUUAAACAAAUUUUUUUUAAUGAUAAGGUCCCGUCUUCAGACUUGCAAUCUAGUGAGAUCCCAUAAGGGUCAGAAUAACAACCCCAUGCAUUGGGAGCGGGUCCCACUGUCUUCAAGACAGCCUACUCCCAAGUCAGAUUGCAGAUCAAGUAAUAAAUAUAUGGAAAUACAGUCAAACCUUGGUGGUCAAAUGUAAUCCACUCUGGAAGACGGCAAAGUCAAUGGAGAAAAAAGAGAGAGAAAACUCCCCAGAAGCCAUUUGGCUUCCGAAAAUCAUUCGAAAACCAGAGCAGUUACUUCUAGGUUUUUGGCAUUCGGGAGCCGAAACGUACAAUAACAGAGGCGUUUGGGAACUGUGGUUUGACUGUACUAAAGAGUUAUUAAGUUACAGCCUUUCCCUUAUGACGUAGGAAGCUUUCUUAUUCUGAGUCAGACCAUUGGUCCAUCCAGCUCAACAUGUCCACUCUGACUGGCAGCAGCUUUCUGGGGUUUUCAGACGGAACAUUCCCAGCCCUGCCUGGAGAUGUUGGGAAUUGAUCCCUGAGCCUUCUGCAUGCAAACAAGUGCCCUACCACUGAGUGAUGAUAUAAGCAGCUCUUGAGCUCCAAAAACUCUGUGAGCAACUCAAGAGCUGCUUAUAUGAGGGAACAAAGCUUGGAAUUCCUCCAGUCCAGAAUUCCAUUUUAAAACAACUUGUGUAGGACCUCUGGUUAGGGCCACCCAAAAGCCUCCCCUUAUUCCGCUAGCUUGAGGGGUGGGGGUAAGCUUUUGUUUUUAGGCAUGCCUAAAUAUAACAGAAUCAGCAAUUACUCACGCAUUGUGUGGCUAAGGCAGUAAAUACGAUGGUGCAAACUCCUUUUGCAAAAGAGGCGCCCCCAAAGAUGAAGAAAGUAGUCUUCAGCUCCCAUGGAACUGGUUCCAGCAUGACCAGAAGCAAAGCCAGCCCUGAAAAGAUGGGAGGGGGAGCAUUAAGAGUGCUAAAAAUGCACUUGCACAGAGACAGGCAGGAUGCAGGGCUGUUGACAGGUCAUGUAGCAUAUUAGGAAGCUGCCUUAGCUGGAGGCAGGCCACUAGCCCAUCUAGGUCAGUAUUGUCUACACUGACUGGCAGCCGCUCUCCAGGGUUUCAGGCUGGGUUAUCUCCCAUCCCUCCUGACGAUGUCAAGGAUCAAAUCUGGGACUGUCUGCAUGCAAAGCAGAUGAUCUGCCACAGAGCUAUGGUCAUUCCCCUAAACACAAAAUAAAAUCCUAGUCCUCAUGGUUCUGAAUAAAAGGCUGAUUUAAACACAGAAAGCUGCGGAGUCAGGCCACUAGUCCAUGUAGCUCAGUAUUGCCUACAAUGACUGGCAGUAGCUCUCCAGGGUUUUAGACAGGGGACACCCCCAGCCCAACCUAGAAAUGCUGGGGAUUGAACCUGGGACUUUCUGCAUGCAGAGUUCAGCAGCUGGCUUAUGUUUGAGGUUUCAAGAAAUUGUAGGAUAUUUCAACUACGCAUACACAUCACAGAAAUACAAAACCUCCAAGUUCCAGCUGCCUUGGUUAACAGCCACAGAUUUACCUAGAAGCUUUAAAAAUAAGAAAAUGCUGGCUGCCAUUCCACGUUUCUUGUGGCAAUGAGUUUAAUCCAGCAUUCUGCAGCGAUGCACACCUGGAUUCCUAAUAUUUGACCUCAGUAUUACCUUGAUGAUGGUGGGCAACUUCAAGGAAAGGCCCCCAAAUGGAGUGUGCAAAUGAGUGACAACUCCCGGGUAUUGCCCUCUGCCUGUGCAAACCCUCCAUUUGGCCCUCGUUCUGUGCACCGAGAGACCCUCGACUGCCUUCAGUAUACAACCCCUUAAAUUGCACCCUUGCUAGCCUUGACAUAUUAAAAAAAACCACGCCAAUUCUGGAUGAACAAAAUCCUUCUGGGCACAUAAUUCAGCCCACCAGGCAAUGGCAAGAGAGCUAGACAAACCAUGGUUUACCUACCAAUGGUGAAGAACGUAAAGAUGAUGCUUCCAACCAGAUUGUAGAGAAGGGGCAGACCACAGUAAUGAGAUGAUCUAGGUCUGGAAAAAAUGGGUUGAGGAACCACUGUGGAUCUUGAACCAAAUGGUUUGGGUCAAUAUGUGCUUCUUCAUAUAUAGCCUGGGAUGUAUACACACCCGAAAGUUUGCACCAGGGUAAUUCCAGUGCUUUGCCAAGAAAAGCUUAAUUCCUCCACCUGUAUAAUUUAUGCACAUUUCCAUAUAUUUGUCCAUUAUUUGCAUUAAUUCAUGCUAGUUCAGGGCAACAAAGCUCUUCCCUUGGCGAGUUCUGGUCUCCCUUUUGGCUUCAUCCUUGCACUUUUACACCUGCCUCGGCCACCUUAAGAGCUAGAAACUUGAUUCUUGUAUCUUCUUUAAUCAGAAGCUGUGGGUUCUCUAGAUGCUAAAUUCUGUGCCAGCUAUCGAUAUCUGUACUCACAGUUGCAGGAUACAAAUAGCCCUGCUUUUUUGUACAGCACAAAGCCAGGAGUGCAGGUUAGGAGCACAGGAAGCGGCCUCGUAUCUGGUCAUCUGGACCAGUGUUGCCUGCUCUGACUGACAGCCACUCUGCAGGGGCUGAAGCAGAGACAGGCCUUCCCCACCAUGUUGUAACUGGCAAUGCUGAGAGUGGGGUGAGGUUGAACCUUGGACCUUCUGCAACUGCAACUCAGGCUAGAGGCCAAAUACAUCUCCUCAGGCCUGUUUCUCAAUCCUUCAGGACUAACUCCUCGGGUAGUUAUGCCACUGGGAAAGCAUUUUGUCCCCCAGAUGUGGCUGAACUACAGCUCCCAUCAUCCUUGUCCAUUGGCUGUGCUUGCUGGAGCUGGUGGGAGUUGCAGUCCACAUCUGGAAGUUGCAGUCCAUCUGGAAGGCCACAGGUUUCUGCACUUGAGCUAGACCAGUGUCGUUUCCUGCAACCGAUGUCUCAAGAUGUUAGGCAGGGAUUCUCCAAUUCUUCAAGGACUUUUGCACAGCGCUUGUUGAGAGAUCUAAACAGAAGGCAAUCCACAUCCUUUCUGCCAAAUGUGGCCCUCCAUCUCUCUCUGAGCCUCAGGCAUCCGCUCUCCACACAACACACCCUCUCUCCAGCCUACAUACCUCACUGGCCUUCCUUGAGUGUUUUUGCCUGGUUGGAAUGUGUCCUUCCGCUCUGUUCAUGCCUCUUGCUUGCCUGCAUGGCGUGUGUGUGUGUGUGUGCAGAAACUAGCCUGUGGUGCAAAGGUAAAAUUUGCACCUGUUGCUCUGCCCACCACCAGCAUGUGGCCCCGGGAAGAUUUUCCAGAAGGAGAUGCUGCCCUCGAGCUGAAAAUGUUUCUCUACCGCUGUUUUACAUAAAAAAUGAGGAGCCUGAGUCACCCUCCAGAAGUUGUUGGACUCCAACUCUCAUCAUCCCCAGCCAGCAUGACCUAUGGUUUGGGAUGAUGGGAGUUGUAGUCCAGCAACACCUGGAAAGGUGGGCUCCUUCUGCUUUUGAUGCACCUUCCUAUCAUAAUGGCACCUUACACAGGGCCUGGUGACCACAGCCCUGAAGCUGUUAACGUAACCCCAAAACAGUCCCACAGAAACUUCCCGUUGAAUUUUCAGCCCUUCAGGUUUGGAGUUUGAACCCUCAGCCCAUCAAGGGGCGAAAGACCCGAUAGCCUCCUUGCCAACAGAGAUUUAAACCAAUAAAGACACCCAAAACCAAUUCCAAAAUCUUCAUGGGCCAGGCUGCGAGCUCUCUCUUCUCAUCGUCACCACCUCGGGAUAUUCCAGCCAGCUCCCCCCACGUUCUGGAAGGUACGCAAAGGUGUCGAGAGUCGUCGCAAGCAAGACAGGUGGAUUUUUAAAAAAAAAAAUCAAUAGCAAUGUCCCUUGCUUUGUACCUUAGCAAGAUGUAGAGCUGGAAAAUGAAAGCAGCAAUUCCAAGGGCAAAUAUAGCAAACUGCCUAAGGGGUGAAAGAGAAAAAACAAUGGCGUUUGUUUAUUUUUAUGUUACGGCAUCUGUAUCCCACCUUUCCUUCAAAGAGCUUUAGGCGUGGCGUGCUUGGUUUACAUCCUCCCCAUUUUUAUUCCCACAACAGCCCUGUGGGGUAGGUUAGGUAAAGACACACACCCAGAGUCACAACCAGUGACCUUCGUGGCUGAACACGGAUUUGAACCCUGGCCUUGCCCAGCUCCUAGCCCAACACUCACAACACGCUGUUACCUGUGAAGGCUGAUCCAAUAGGGUGAAUGGGGUGCUGUCCCACCAACCUCAGCUUCUCCUCAGGAGGAUGGGGAGGAAACUAGAAUUCUCUGGCUCUGCUUGUCAUUGGCUCUGGCCCCACUUAUUGUUCAACUCCCUGCCUUCCACCCCACUGGUCCCAGUGCACACUAGUCACCUGCCAACCCUUGGGGGAAAUCACCCGCAGUUCUGGCGGUCACUUGCAAGCAGCGUGUUAAGUGGCAGGUUCUUUUUCUUGCAACCCAACCACCGAAGUCAUCAAGGAGUAGCUUGGCGCUGCAGUUGGGUAACACUGGACCAGCCUCCUCUCCCCAACCUGGUGCUUAUCCAGAUGCACGUUGCAUUGCAGGGGGUUGGACUAGAUGACCGUUGGGGAUCCCUUCCAACUCCAUGAUUCUACGAUACACCUCCCAACAGCCCCAGCCAGCAGAGCCCAAGACGCUGGUACGCCCGAGAAAAGGGUUCUUACAGUCUGAGUUGGUGACGCUUUGGGAGCCGUCGGCUGAAGUGGUAGGCUGUGUGAGCUAGGCAGAAAUGGAUCAUAGCGGAUCACCCGAGAAUCUGCGGAGGAAGAGCAGAGUCCCCCCUUAGGAUCAGUGGGUUGAUUCUUCUGGAAAUUUAACGCAAGACUAGAAGCCUACCCAAAUACCAGUUCUUUGCCCAACUUGGGGCCUUACAGAUUUUGGGAGUCAAUCUCCAGGUGCCUCAUACUACAGCUCCUGCCGGUGUGGUUGGCUGGAGCUGAUGGGAGUUGUAGUCCAAAACAUUCAGAGGGCACCAGGUUUAAAAGAGGAUCGAAACAUAUUCAUGGAGGAGAGGGCAUAAGUGGCUACUAGCCGGGAUGGUUAUGCUCUACAACUGGAUAUUACUACCCACAAUGGCUAUGUUCUCCCUCCAUGUAGGAAGCAGGAUGCUGGUUCCUGUGCUGUUGUGCUGGGGUCAUGCUUUGGGUCUCCCCAGAGGCAUCUAGCUGGCCACUGCCUCCUCAGGGAGCACAUAAUAGCAUAUAAAAGGUAAAGGUAAAGGGACCCCUGACCAUUAGGUCCAGUCGUGACCGACUCUGGGGCUGCUGCGCUCAUCUCACUUUAUUGGCCGAGGGAGCCGGCAUACAGCUUCUGGGUCAUGUGGCCAGCAGGACUAAGCCGCUUCUGGCGAACCAGAGCAGCACACAGAAACACCGUUUAUGUUCCUGCCUAUUUAUCUGCUUGCACUUUUGACGUGCUUUCGAACUGCUAGGUUGGCAGGAGCAGGGACCGUGCAACGGGAGCUCGCCCCGUCAUGGGGAUUCAAACCGCCAACCUUCUGAUCAGCAAGUCCUAGGCUCUGUGGUUUAGCCCACAGCGCCACCCGCAUCCCUUAAUAGCAUAUAAGUAACAAUUAAAACAAGGCUUCUGAGAAAUGAGUUCUUGAGCGUGUACAGAGCGCCUCUACCUCACAAUGCAUAUUAUGUGUGUGGUUAUGGUUAGAGACAUCUGAGGGAAGGAAUAGUAUGUAUAUUUAAUAUUAGAGUAGAGGUGGGGUGAUAAUUGCAUACAUUGGAUAUUUAGAAAUCCACAACAUCCAAGAGAGGCAGUGUUCCUGAGUAUGUGAGGAGUUCAUAUGAGCAGGUCUGAGUCUUCCUCCUCAUCUACAGAAAUCUACAAGGAGGAGGGAGAGAAGGGGGGAAACUGACAGCUUCCACCCGGGGGAGACCCCCGGCACAGUUCCGUUAGGGAACUCGGCCCCUUCACCAUUUCCUUCCCGUUUUAACCUUACCAGCAGCACCAGAUGCCUCGAUGAGGUUCGGCACCGCCUGGCCAAGUCGCCGCUUGCAGCCUCUCUGCAGCCGCAGUGGUCGGGCUUUCUCGCCGCCGCCGUCUUCCUCCGGCCCCUGGAUCGCCCUCUGCGCGGCCCGCGUAAGCCCCCCGCGGAUCGCCGUCCCGCGCGGCCGCUGCUCGUUCCCCUAAAGGCAGGCGACCCGGUGCAGGCGGCGGCAGGCAGCACCGCCUGCUGCCCGGGAGCUUUCAGCUGAUCGCUCGAUCAGGUUACAGGAUCGCUUUCAUUCAUUCCCCCACGUUUCUAGCCCGGGGCGGAGCUCCGAAGACUACAACUCCCAUCAUCCCUGCCUAUUGCCCUUGCUGGAUGGGGCUGGUGGGAGUUGAGAGUCCAGCAAACACUCGGGAGGGACCGGCAGGAUCCCCAUCUCUGAACGAGACCACCCACUGCCUUUCCUCCACCACAAAACUCUCUUGGCAUCUUCUAAUGCAAGGACUCCAGCUUCUACCACGCUGGGGCCUAAUGGGAAAAGUUCCAGUGCAGGGGUUCCAAAAUUUUUCUCACUUGACAAUUGCUGAGGGUUUUGGUGGAACGCUUAAAUUAUUAUUUCCCCCCUCUCACUGUAGGAACUGAAGUGCGCUGCUUUGACGUUGGUGGGUUUGCUUGUUUUGCAGUGAAGCAGCAUGUGAAUUUUAUGAAAUAAAAAAAAUUCAGUCAACAAAUAGUGGAACUUUAGGUUUGCGGAUUAAAGGGCAGUUUUGAAAGUGGGAGUCCAGGGCUUGAGGCCUGUGGGAUAGGGCCCAAUCCAAAACAGUGUGUUUUCUUUAAGGCCCUGCUGGAAUUCUCAGUGAUUUAUUUACUGCCUGGGUAGCGAUGGAGAAAGUUGGGCUCUGCAACUGGUUUUGAAUAAAACAAGUGUAUUUUCUCAUAUGUGCUGCGUAUGGCUGAAAUUGUUCAUAUUUUGCUUAAUUCUGAUUUUGCUAGAGAAGGGGCAAAAAGCUACAAGGCAACAUUGGAAAGCUGCCAGCUACAAAUUGGUAAGAGUCUGCGUAAUGUCUGCACAUUUAACUGUGGCAGCGCAUUGCAGUAGAGCUAUAGUUCCCUGUGCAAGGUUCGAUCCGUGCUAGAUUUUUGCAAGUGGUGACAUGUGAAGAGCAGAAAAGUAAGAGGGGUUGAAAGUGAGAAGUAAAGGAAACAAUGUUAGAAGGGAUGAAAGAAGAGAGAUGAAUUUUUCUCCUACAUUGAAGUUGCAACAAUUUCACAUCACUCAUCUGUGUCACAACCUCAGAUGCAUCUCUUGGUUGCAACAUCCUGUUUAUUCUCCAGUUGACAACUGUCUGGUUAUUUCAUGAGGAAAGGUUUUUUUAUUGUAUUAUUAUUAUUAUUAUUAUUAUUAAUUUAGUGCUUAUACAGUCAUACCUCGGGUUAAAUACGCUUCGAGUUGAGCAUGUUCGAGUUGCGCUGCACGGCAACCCGGAAGUAACGGAGCGCAUUACUUCCAGGUUUCACCGCUUGCGCAUGCACAUGCACUCAAAAUGACGGCAUGCGCAGAGGCGGCGAAAAGCGACGCACGCGUGCGCGUGCAGACAUGUCGUCGCUAGAUACGUUUAUCUCUAGAUGAGAACAGGGCUCCGGAAUGGAUCCCGUUCGUAUCUAGAGAUACCACUGUACGUUGUAAACUGCCCUGUGAUCUUCGGAUAAAAGGUGGCAUGUAAAUAAAAUAAAUAAAUAAAUAGCCUGGGAUCUCCUUCACACAAAAGCAGAUUUCCCAACUGAUGAGCUACAGUGGUACCUUGGUUCUCAAACGCCUUGGUACUCAAAACAACUUGGAACCCAAACACUGCAGACCCAGAAGUAAGUGUUCCAGUUUGCAAACUUUUUCUGGAAGCCGAACAUGCUCUGUUUUGAGUGUUACAUUGAUUUGAGUGCCACGCUUCCGUUUUGAGUGUUACUGACUCUGACUGAAAUCUUACAGAGAACACAGAGAGAAAAUGGCUGCUACUUAUAAGGAGAAUGAGUCACAUGUCAGAGUGACUCAACAGUUAGCAGUUAGGCCUGAAUAACUUUAGUAGGCCCAAAUGAUUGUGCAGUCCCAGCACUUCCCAGCCUGCUUUGCUGCCUCUGCUCUCAUGUGUCUUUGUCACAUGACACAAUGGUCUCGUUAGAUAGUAAAAUUCAUGUUAAAUUGCUGUUUUAGGGGUUGUUUUUAAACAGGCAUGGGCAAACUCCGGCCCUCCAGAUGUUUGGGACUGCAAUUCCUAUCACCCCUAGCUAACAGGACCAGUGGUCAGGGAUAAUGGGAGUUGUAGUCCCAAACAUCUGGAGGGCUGGAGUUUGCCUAUGCCUGUUUUUAAAAGUCUGGAAUGGAUUAAUCCAUUUUGCAUUACUUUCUAUGGGAAAGUGCACCUUGGUUUUGGAACGCUUUGGUUUUGGAACGGACUUCCGGAAUGGAUUAAGUUUGAAUACCAAGGUACCACUGUACAGUCUUUUGCUCAACCCACCAUAGCACAGGAAGCUACCUGGUACUGAGACAGAUUGUUGGUGCUGCCUUUUGUGCGUCUGCAUGACGGUAACUUCUGCUUAGCCUCUUGUAUUUCAGAUAUAUACAUAUAUAAUUGCUUCCUUUGAAACUGAACCUGAACUCCUCCCUCUCCUCGCUUGCAGCGUGUGGUGGCGUUGACUCAGGCUUCCCACUGCAUCUGUGGCUCCAGCCAAGUCAGAUGGAGAAUUCGGACGACAGGACUGAGGUGGUGCUCCUGGCCUGCGGGUCCUUUAACCCCAUCACCAACAUGCACCUCCGACUCUUCGAACUGGCAAGAGACCACCUGCACGAAACAGGUAACCCCUGCUGCUCCUUUGAGGACCAGCUCGGAAUCCUACUUUAUCAGUCAAAUAAUAAUAAUAAUUUUUAUUUAUACCCCGCCCUCCCCAGCCAAGGCCGGACUCAGAAAUAUAUACAGAAAUAACUGAAAUAGUUUGCUGGUUUGUGUCAUCGUUUAUUUUUUAUUUUUUAUUGGUUAGGAGGGAGGAGGGAGAGGGCAAAGAAAGCUGGUGGCGAAUAAUCUAUAAAAUAUUGUUCAGCUGAGCUACCCCUUGGGAAGCUGUUAAGUCUCCACCUUUCGUUCACCAGUAUACUGCCUUCUUGAAACACUUGUCACGAUGUUAUUUCAAUACAGUCAUACCUCGGGUUACAGCCGCUUCAGGUUGCAUUUUUUCGGGUUGCGGACCACCGAAACCCGGAAGUACCAGAACAGGUUACUCCCAGGUUUCGGUGGUCGCGCAUGCGCAGAAGCACCAAAUCGCAGCAUGCGCAGACGCGGGUUGCGGACGUGCAUCCCGCACGGAUCAUGUUCGCAACCCGAGCGUCCACUGUACUGGUAUUCAACGAUAUGGCAAUUUAUUGCACAGCCCUAGUCCAUCGUCCCAACCCCCAACCCCCUGGCUCUUGCCUUUUGUUGCAUUCAGGGAGAUACAAAGUGGUGAAAGGGAUCAUUUCACCUGUGGGCGAUGCAUACAAGAAGAAAGGCCUCAUCAGCGCAAGACACCGAGUGACUAUGGCGAGGCUCGCGACGGAGAGCUCUGACUGGGUGGAAGUGGAUGACUGGGAGAGCAACCAAAAGGAGUGGCAAGAGACCAUCAAAGUCCUCAGGUAUUGCCAGGGCUGGGUGUGUGCCAGUGUAGCUCAGCGGUAGGGCACCCGCUUUGCAUUCAGAGGGUCCCAGGUUCAAUCCCAGGCAUCUCCAGGUAGAGCUGGGAAUGUCUCCUGCUUGAAUCCCUGCAGAGCCGCUGCCAGUCAGUGUAGACAGCACUGAGCUAGAUGGAGCAAAGAUCUGAUUCAGUAUACAGCCAACCUUCCAACAAGCUUUUUAAGUGGGGAUGUGUCACAGCCUGCAUCUGUAUUUGAAUUACUUUUAGACAAUGUUUUUAGAUGUUUUCAUGGUUUUGAAACUAUGCCAGACCCUGUUUAGCUUUGUGAUGUGCUGUCAGGGUUUUUUUUGCUGCAACACUAGGUUUUUUAUCGUUUGCCACGCUGGUCUCCUUAGGGAGGAAGGGUGGGAUAUAAAUGCUUAAUAAUCCUCUCCUCCCCCUCCCUUUUUACUUUUUUCCUCCCUCUCUAUUUUCUCCUCUCUCCUCCCCCCACUUCUCUGCCCCCACCUUCAAUCCCACAUUGCCUCAGACUGACUGGAAAUAUCUCAGAAAUGUCUCAAACUGACUGUAAUUGACCUGUAUGAAGGUUUCCACAAUAUGAAAACAGAGACACUGGACGUACUCUUGUUGCUUAUGGAAAUAUUUUAAUUAAAACAUUUUUUAAAAAUAGAAAUAAAAACAAAUAUUCAAUAAUGAUGAUGAUACUGUUGUUGUUUUUCUUCUUCUUCUUGUUAAUAAUAAUAAAUAGUACAGCUUCCUAUAUCUGAAGAGUUGGCCGUAGCUCAGUGGUAGAACCCAUACUGUGCAUGCAGAAGGUUUGAGGUUCAUUUUCCUGCAAUCCCAGGUAGCUGGAUCAAUCUCCAGCAGCAACAGAAAUGGAAGCCCUGCCUCCAUUCCUCUCCCCUUACUUUGCUGCUUCCCCUCUCUCUGAUUCUAGAUUGUAAGUCCCCCUGCAACAGUCUAUUCUCCUCUUGUGUGUUCUAAAUCUGGGGUAGAGAGACUACAACUCCCAUCAGCCCCAAGCAGCGAGGUCAUGAUACGUGGGAGCUGAUGGGAGCUGGAGUCUAAAACAUCUGGAGGACAGCCAGACUGGUGAAGGCUGUGCUGUGUGUUCAUGCGGUGCUGUAUUUGCAAUAGAUAAGAAUGGGGAGGUUUUUUCCCAAGGGAUCCAAAAGAGAAAAACAUAUCACCACACCCUCUUUCGCUUUUUAAAGUCAUCCUUUUGUGUCACAGGUAUCACCAGCAGAAGCUGAAAUGUUCAUGUCUCGCUAACAGCUUUGAUGAAGUAGCUCCUUUGAACAAAACGGGGCAGAAGAGAAAACGGGAAUCGGGCAGGCAAGUCCCCGUCAGCCGGAAUCAACCCCUAACAAAAGGUUCAUUUAAUAUCAAAAUUGUAGUGAGCCAGCCAUCUCGUAUCCAGCGUUGCUCGGAAAUUCUAAGGGGGGAAAACUCAGUGUGGUGUUGAAAUCAGUAGUUAAAAUCAGUGCAGUUUUGAAAGGUUCAGUCCGCCAAAGAAUUGUGGGAAGUGAAGUUUGUUGAAGGUUCUGAGAGUUGUUAGAAGACCUUCUCCCAGAGCCACAGUUCCCAAAAGGAUUUAACUAUCAAUCCCUCUUCCCAGGGAACUCUGGGAAUUGUAGUUCUGUGAGGGGAAUAGGGGUCUUACUAACAACUCUCAGCACCCUUAACAAACAAACUACAACUCCCAUGGUUCUUCCCAUGACUCUUUAAAAUGGCAUGACACCGCUUUGAAUGUGUAGCGUUUUCACACCAGGGACACACAGCUCUCUGGCUUUAAGUCCUAGACCGGGGGAAAUGCUGCAGAGCUCCUAACCCAAUAAUAAUUCCUGUCCCUCCCAUUUUGCUAGGUGUCCCCCCUCAGCUGAAGUUGCUCUGUGGGACAGACAUCUUGGAGUCCUUUGCAGUCCCCAACCUCUGGAAAGCAGAAGACAUUGUGGAAAUCGUGGCCAACCACGGCAUGGUGUGCAUUAGCAGGGUGGGAAAUGACGCCCAGAAAUUCAUCUACGAAUCCGAGGUGCUGUGGAAGCACAAGGAGAGCAUCCACGUAGUGCAGGAGUGGAUUGCCAACGACAUCUCUGCCACCAAGAUCCGGAGAGCCUUGCGGAGGGGCCAGAGCAUCCGAUACCUGGUGCCAGACGCAGUUCGAGCUUACAUCAAGCAGCACGACCUGUACACUGCAGAGAGCGAAGAUCAGAAUUCAGGAGUCAUCCUCGCUCCGUUUCAGAGAUACACGAGGGAGGCCAAAAAUAACUGAAGGUGUGGUGGCGGGGCUGGUCCAUAUGGGCAGCUGGGGUGCUAGCCUGCCAGCUUCAGUCUUGAUUCCUCCAGACCCCUCCUUCCUAGAGAGUUCCUGGCUGUCGCAUUCCUCCUCUUUAGUCUCAGUGAUGCCCCUUGUAGAACACAACAGUAAGGAGGAUGAAGGCAACAUUGGAGUGAGUUAGCUCUGCCUGUCAUUGGCUCUGCGUCUACUCACCGCUGGGCUCCCUACCUUAUGCCCCACCAGUCCCAAUGGGCACCAACCCCCAUUGAAUUUGAACAGUCCAUCUUUAGAUGGGAAAGGGAGAAGAGAGAGGGAGGGCUGGGGCAACCUUUGAGAGUUUUAUCAGCUUAGAGUUUUAUUAGUGUGUUUUAUCAGCUUAGCACUGUCACAGUCCCCAAAGCCAUCCCCUUGCAUGCUAGGGACUGGGGCCUUAUGUAGAGUUGCCAGCUGAUGUGUCAAAAUCACACACACACACACACACACACACACACACACACACAGAGCUUCUCAGCCUUUCUCAGCAUCUUCAUUGGUGGAAACCAGAAAGUGAUUUUUUUCAAGGCACAAUUGCCUGAGAGUGCCUGUGAGUUGAGCUGAUAUUGAGGGUACAGGAUCUGGCUGCUGGUCGAGAGGUUGGCAACCAACCCAACUAUGUGAACCUGAAUCCCAAGCAUUGCAGAGUCUUCUACUUAAACACACGAACAACAGGCCUGAUUGUAAUGCACCAGCGCUUCUCUUCUUAAGGACAGGCCUGCAGAACUUUGGGCACUGAGGUCGGACAGAACCCAUCUGUUCUUUGCUGUCCCAGGCAGGCAGCGAGACUGGGAGGUUUUUUGAGCCCACUAUGAGCCAGUAUAUACAACACACGGUGUAUCACCUCCAGCUGGGUGGACCAGGAGUUAUUCAGGUCUGUUCUGCUGUCCCCUUGAGCUGCUAAGCACCAUAGUGCAGCCUUUGGCCUCCCCCAGAGGUAAAGUCUGCAGAACAACUGUGACUAAAGGGUGGAAUGGACACACCCACUUCUGAUUGAAAUCUGGCAUCUUGGCAACAAGAGUUGAAUGCUUGCUUUAUUACUUUGAAUUUCUUUGAUUCUAAGAAUAUGUGAUUGACUACUCUUCCAGUGUGCAAACUCGUCACAUAUCCCUUGUCCACUCUAAAUGCCACCUAGAAUUUGAAGUGCCUUGCAGGUUCAUCAACUCCUACAUUUCACAGAGUGGCAUUCUCCCCCUCUUGUUCGUUUGACCCCUACCCCUCCUUUCCCAACUGUGGUUGCAGACUCCGUUUUGCAGGUAACAAUGAUGACUGUGAACUGAAUGUAUCACACUGAGCCUGGUGGUCAGAAUUACAUUUCCACCAGUUUUAAUCCUAACCAUGGUUAGCUCAAACCAGAGUUUGCACACCCAGUUCCAACCUAGCUGCAGACUCUGAAUUGCAGAUAGCUAUGGUAAGCUAUCAAUGCACAGGUAACUAUGGCUGGCUCCCAAAGGAAACAGAUAAGGGAAUAUGUGACGAACAGAGGAGGAAGAGCAGGAACCAAGAGGAGGUUUUCCGUCUCCUCUCCAGUUUUCCUCUACAUGAAUGCAUAUUGGGAAAUGCUUUUCACAGAAAGACUGCAUGCCUUUGAAUCUUUUAGCUCUGUUGGUUCAGAGCCGCCAACAGAAAAGAAAAGAAAAAUCAACAAAGCUUUUGGUCCUCUUAAACUUCCAUGACUCACACAUCAAUUGAACAGAAUUUUUGUGCGUUUCCCCCCAGCACUGUCAUGUGAUUCAAGAAAUAAACUAUAGGGGCUAUUAAAAGAGAUUUCAAAAGAUGUUGUAGCAUAUACCACCGCCACCCUGAGGUGAUGUUAUUAAAUGAUACUGGGAUUUGCAUGAAGAAAGAACAUAGAAUGUUAGUAAUUUAAUUUAGCUGAAGCAAGAAUGUUCCUUGUAAAAACAAGAGGAGAAGAACAACAGGAAAAGGAAAAACUGUGACAAUGUGUUAGCAACCUGCAAUUAUUGCCGUUCAACAAAGCAAUCACAAGGCGAUAAUGCAUUUAUUGUAUGUUAUAUUUUGUAAGAUUGGGGAGAAUGAUCACAUACUGGAGAAAGAACAACGCACAAGAAAACCUACAAAGGCUAUCAGUGUUGUUAUGUUUCACAUAAUGGGUGUAACAGAUGAGGAUUUGUCUUUAUUCAGUUACUGAAUGUUCUUGUAUAUUGUGUGUGUGUGUGUGUGUGUGUGUGUGUGUGUGUGUGUGUGUACAAAUACCCGUUUCAAUUUUUGGUGACUUUCUUCUUUACAAUUAUUAUUUUUAAAAUGAAUAAUUAACAGGAACAGAACAGGGUCAAGAGUUUUUUGUUUACGGUCAGCUUUCAUUGAAAAAUCGCACUUUGCCCUCCCCACAGCUGCACAACCAACCCUUUAAAAUCAUAAUGCUGUAGUGUGAGAGCGUUUGUGUGCGUGCCCCUUGCACUUUACCUCUGCAAAGCUAGAGAGGCACUGUGCAUGAGCCAGGAGAUCAACAUGUGAUAUUUUGAUAACUUCCUUACUCAACAAGUUUAGAAUAUUACAAUAAAAUCAGUAUGAUGAAAUCAGU
This is a messenger RNA of Podarcis lilfordi (Lilford's wall lizard), 23738 nucleotides long. Lineage: Eukaryota; Metazoa; Chordata; Lepidosauria; Squamata; Lacertidae. The record is from the annotation of a GenBank genome assembly.